AACAAUCUAUUACUGUCUGAUUCGCAAUCCAGGUGUAAACCAGGGGAAUGUCUGAUAGGAUCGCCUUAAGGAAUCGCAGAAUAGAACCAGGAGUGACUUACUUAGUGGUGUCCCGUUCGAAAUACAAGUAACAGGAUACACUUAAGGCUCUUCACAAAUAUGGGGGAUGAUCGACCUUUCGUGUGCAACGCCCCAGGCUGUGGACAGAGGUUCACCAAUGAAGAUCACCUCGCUGUUCACAAGCACAAGCAUGAGAUGACACUCAAGUUUGGACCUGCCAGAACGGACUCAGUCAUCAUUGCAGACCAGACUCCCACUCCGACUCGGUUCCUGAAAAAUUGCGAGGAGGUGGGGCUCUUUAAUGAGUUAGCCAGUUCCUUUGAACAAGAGUUCCCCAAAACCCAGGAAGAUGACGACAGCAAGAGAGCUAAGAACCCUCUACCUCCUGCCCAUCCUGCUGCCCUGGACAUGAGCCUACAGACACCAUCUGAGGUGAAGGUGAAGCAAGAGGGGCCUGUUGAGGUGGAUUCCUCUUCUCCCGGGAGCCCUGACUCGGCCUCCAGCAUGUCUGACAGUGACGGGAAUCCCACGGGAAGGCUAGACGGUGAUAAAAACACUGGAGAAGUCAAAGAAGAGAUUCCGCAUGAUGUUGCUCGACUUGUCCAGGAGAGUAACCCAAAGUCAGCAGUGAGUUCAGCCCCUACCCCUACCAUCGUUCGGCCCGGCUCGCUGCCGCUCCACAUGGGUUAUGAUGCCAUACACUCUACUAUGCCCUCACCAACCUCAGUCAUCACACAGGCUCCUCCCUCCAACCGCCAGCUGGGUUCCCCUACAGCGCAGUACCCAAUGAUGAUGCAUCUUCCCAAUGGCCAAGCGGUACCAGUGCUUCCUGGCCCAGUGCAGAUGCCCUCUGUCAUAUCGUUGGCUCGGCCGGUGUGCAUGGUGCCCAACAUCCCCGGUAUCCCUGGCCCCACACUGGGAGGCACCAGCAGCGGCUCCUCGUCCCCCUCUGGAUACAACCACCAUUCAGAGGCCAAAAUGGUAAGACCGCCCCCCAAGCUCCAUUCGUCAGUCUUCUCUCUCUGUGUCUUCGUCUGUUUUUCCAUUCUGUGCACAGAUGGACAUUUGCACAAGGCUAGCAUAGUGACAGUAGGUGUUUUUUAUGUAUACUGUCUUUUUUCCUUUUGAAAUAUAGCUGUUACCAUACUGAGGAAGUUUUAAAGAAUUUGCAAAAUCACAGCUAAGUGAACAGAUAUGGCAAAUAUAAAGGGCGCCGCCAUCGUGAAAUGACUUGUUUUCUUUUGUUGAGUCGUUUCUUUUUGCUCUCCGCUCUUGACGUCAGUGAUGCUGACAGACUUCUGUGUCCCAAGUACUCUACUGGUGUCCAGUUAAUGUUUCCCCUGUCAUACAUAGUGGCUGGUUGAAAGGAUAAGAAGGAUCUUUAGGACAUGUUUCCACGUUGUAUUUUUAAAACCAAAAAAUAAAUCCGUAUUGUUAUCUACAGAACUGAAAACAUAGAAACACUAGUAAUUUUAGCGUUAUUCUUACCAUUUACAAAGUGAUCUCUGCAAACUCUGCCACUGUUAAGGUUGUAAUUCAUUCUUGAUAUUUUGAGCAGUUUAAAUGAUGCCAGCAACCAUUAAAAUGAUCUGUUAAAGUCACCCAUCAAACAAAACCUAAUCUUAUUGGUUAUAUUGCGAAGUAAGUCACAACAGAAUGAUUACGCCUAGUCGAUUGAAUUCUCAUUUAUAAUCGCAUGUUAUCAGUUCCUUCUUGGCAUUGUAUUACAUUCUAACUUCCCUAAAUCUUAAAUAAGCUUCCUAACUAUAGAAUAACAGUUAAACUGUCCUAACUUUAAUUUGCCACCACAUAGUGUGAGCUAUAGCUAAAGUUACUUUAUCCGUAUGGGCGCCCCUUUAUUGCUUUUACACAAGUGAAAUAUAAGGACAUAACGAUAAAAAUGAUAUAUAUUGCAGCCUCAUUUUAAUAUAUCAUGGAAAUGAAUUGCAGUAUUCCCGUGGUUUCAGU
Paramormyrops kingsleyae is the source of this 2028-nucleotide messenger RNA. Lineage: Eukaryota; Metazoa; Chordata; Actinopteri; Osteoglossiformes; Mormyridae. The record is from RefSeq and is a predicted model, not a curated record.